Molecule: messenger RNA, 1732 nt
Organism: Aspergillus ruber CBS 135680
Lineage: Eukaryota; Fungi; Ascomycota; Eurotiomycetes; Eurotiales; Aspergillaceae
Gene: aspC
Product: septin CDC12
Exons: 7
Coding region: 273-1427 (384 amino acids)
Biological process (GO): cytoskeleton-dependent cytokinesis
Cellular component (GO): septin complex; microtubule cytoskeleton; septin ring
Molecular function (GO): GTPase activity; molecular adaptor activity; GTP binding
Source: RefSeq, a predicted model, not a curated record
AAGGCACGCCGGCGACUUUGGAUCGGGAGCUUCCAGCCUGCGUUCUUCUCUAUUUCUCUUCUUCGACCUCCUUCCCUCAUCUCCCUUUUGCUUUCCCCCCUCCCCCAUUGUCUGUGCCAGUUUUGUUUGUGCUUCACUGGCUUCAUUUCCUCUCCGUUGGCCUUAUCUUCUUUCACCCCCUCCCUACGGUCCGGAUUUGUUGUCCCUAUUCCCCUCCAUCAUUUUGACAUUGUCGGUGAUCGGUUCUUGCUUGUUUAACCCCUAUUAUCAUCAUGGCACCUACUACAGAGACUGCUUCACCCAUUGGCAUUGCCAAUCUGCCCAACCAACGGCACAAGAUUGUUGCUAAGCGGGGUGCGGCGUUUACUAUCAUGGUUGCUGGAGAGUCGGGAUUGGGAAAGACCACUUUCAUCAACACUCUGUUUUCGACUACCAUUAAGAACUACGCCGACCACAAGCGCCGUCACCAGAAGCAGAUCGACCGUACCGUCGAAAUCGAGAUCACCAAGGCUGAGCUGGAGGAGAAGUUCUUCAAAGUUCGUCUGACCGUUAUUGACACUCCCGGUUUCGGAGACUACGUCAACAACCGUGACUCCUGGCAACCCAUCAUCGAGUUCCUCGACGACCAGCAUGAAUCGUACAUGUUGCAAGAGCAGCAGCCCCGUCGCACAGACAAGAUUGACAUGCGUGUUCACGCUUGUUUGUACUUCAUCAGACCGACCGGCCACACCCUGAAGCCCCUCGACAUCGAAGUGAUGAAGCGGUUGAGCUCGCGUGUCAACCUCAUUCCCGUCAUUGCCAAGGCCGAUACUCUUAGCCCCGCGGACCUGGCCCGCUACAAGACGAGGGUCCAAAAUGUUAUCGAAGCUCAGGGCAUCAAGAUCUACACCCCACCGAUUGAGGAGGAUGACGAGCACGCCGCUGCCCACGCUCGCAGCUUGAUGGCCGCCAUGCCCUACGCUGUGAUUGGAUCCGAGAAAGAUGUCAAAACCCACGACAACCGUGUCGUUAAGGGUCGCCAGUACGCUUGGGGCGUUGCUGAAGUCGAGAAUGAGGACCAUUGCGACUUCAAGAAGCUGCGUUCGAUUCUUAUCCGCACCCACAUGCUCGACCUCAUCCACACCACCGAAGAGCAACACUACGAGGCGUACCGUGCACAGCAGAUGGAGACGAGGAAAUUUGGCGAGGCCCGACCCCGGAAGCUGGAUAACCCCAAGUUCAAGGAAGAAGAGGAAUCCCUGCGGAAGCGUUUCACAGAGCAGGUCAAGGUGGAAGAGCAACGGUUCCGCCAGUGGGAACAGAAGCUCAUUGCCGAGAGAGACCGCCUCAACAAGGACUUGGAAGCCACACAUGCUGCGAUCAAAUCACUCGAGCAAGAGAUCGAGCACCUGCAAGGCCCGAGUACCCGAAGCCACGGACGUCGUUAAGAUAUUGUGGCCAUUGCUAUGAACGAAGUGGAAGGACAAAACCCCACGGAGGAUGGUAUAUGCGACUUCUUCAUUCCUGUUUAUUCUUGAUUACCCCCAUUUCUUCGGUUUUCGUGCGUAUCGGGGCAGUAUCCAUAAUGGGCUGUUGCUCGGCCGUGAUACGUUGGUUACCCUUUUUAUUUCUUUAUUUAUUUUGCCGGCUGGUAGCUAGCGAUGGUUCUCUUUACAUCGUUGAUAAUACUGAGUUGUAUUCGUAGCGUGUCAAUACAAUUAAUCUCUGUUUGUUGGGUGCAUUCGCUCGUCGG